Messenger RNA from Rhea pennata, 2116 nucleotides. RefSeq names its product aquaporin 4 (gene AQP4). Gene Ontology annotation, biological process: water transport; transmembrane transport. Lineage: Eukaryota; Metazoa; Chordata; Aves; Rheiformes; Rheidae. Gene Ontology annotation, molecular function: water channel activity. The record is from RefSeq and is a predicted model, not a curated record. The transcript has 5 exons. Gene Ontology annotation, cellular component: plasma membrane; basolateral plasma membrane. The coding region runs from base 175 to 1188 and encodes 337 amino acids.
UUAUUUCAUAGAAUAACGUGUGCAGCAGGCAGCACUAGGGAGGAAACCGAGACAUUUUUGAGUCAUCCCCAAUACUGCUCAGCCCCCACCAUAAAAGCGCAGUGGGCUUCCUCCUGCCCGGGCUUCUUCUUUUAACGGGCGGCACAAACCACCUGAAUUAAUCUGCAUAUUCACAUGAUCGCAAAUAAGGAACAGCCGGCGGCCGGGCGGCAGCGUCUCAAGUACCCUUCACCUAUAAGGAAAAGCAGUAAGUGUAGACGUCUCUGCAACUGUGAGAGCAUCAUGGUGGCGUUCAAAGGAGUCUGGACUCAGCCCUUCUGGAAAGCUGUCUCAGCAGAGUUCUUGGCCAUGCUAAUUUUUGUCCUCCUCAGCCUUGGCUCUACAAUCAACUGGGGCGGAUCUGAGAAGCCCCUACCUGUCGACAUGGUCCUUAUCUCUCUCUGCUUUGGACUCAGCAUUGCAACCAUGGUGCAGUGUUUUGGACACAUCAGCGGAGGCCAUAUUAACCCUGCGGUGACCAUUGCGAUGGUCUGCACUAGGAAGAUCAGCCUUGCCAAGUCUGUUUUCUACAUCGUCGCCCAGUGCCUGGGGGCCAUCGUGGGGGCUGGCAUCCUCUACCUUGUCACUCCACCCAGUGUGGUGGGCGGCUUGGGAGUCACGACGGUACAUGGAGAUCUUUCUGCUGGCCACGGACUCCUGGUGGAGCUGAUAAUUACAUUCCAGCUGGUUUUUACUAUUUUUGCCAGCUGUGAUUCAAAACGAAGUGAUGUCACUGGUUCAGUAGCCUUAGCAAUUGGAUUUUCUGUUGCAAUUGGACAUUUAUUUGCUAUCAAUUACACUGGUGCCAGUAUGAACCCUGCCCGAUCAUUUGGACCUGCUGUCGUCAUGGGGAAAUGGGAAAACCAAUGGGUGUAUUGGGUAGGGCCAAUAAUUGGAGCAGUUCUUGCUGGUGCUCUUUAUGAAUAUGUCUAUUGCCCAGAUGUUGAACUUAAGCGCCGUUUUAAAGAUGUGUUCAGCAAGGCCGCUCAGCCAUCCAAAGGGAAAUACAUGGAGGUGGAUGAUAACAGGAGCCAUGUAGAGACUGAUGACCUGAUCCUGAAGCCUGGUGGUGUUCAUGUGAUUGAUAUCGACAGGGGUGAAGACAAGAAAGGGAGAGAUCCGUCCAGCGAGGUAUUGUCUUCUGUAUGACUAGCAAGGAGCACUGAAAGCAGAGAGCAGCCUGCUAGCAUGUCCACAGAUAUCCUUCCACCUAUUAAAGAAACAGAUCUCCUGUAAACUAAGCAUCUACCAUUUCCCAGAAGGUAUGGUGCACGAUACUGGCAUCACCAAACUCAGAAGGAAUACUAGAAUCUUACCAGAAUUAGGAUUCCCUACACAUUACUCAAAAUUAAGAGAUGUCCCUAUUCUCUUCCUCUCCUCCUUUAUGGAACAACUCCAAAGUCAAAAAUGAGAUGAAAGCAUUCUCCUCUAAUAAAUCAGUCAAUGAAAUGAAGAUAGAGAUGUUUAACAUUCAGAUUGACAGUUAAGAUGUAUCAGGAAAUGCCUAUAGACAUGAAGAUCUACUUAUCAGAUUGUUCUUCUGACACUUAAUUGGCUGUUGUCAACUCUGAUUAAGACAUCUUACCCAUAAGUGUUCUUUGCUAGGUCCAGGGACAACAUCAAUGGUAUUUAAGACUUAUAUCCAAAGUCAAGCAAAGGAAUGUUGUUUCCGUUUGCACGUAUCAUUAUUGCCUUGCAAACUACCUCUGAAAAAAUAAUAUUUUAUAGAUUUUUAAAAAUCUCACCCCAUCAAGUUUCACUCAUUUGGUUUCCAGUAUAAAUAUAUUACUUUUAUACAUUUCCAGGAGUAAAUACAUUGAAACUGAAAAUUAAAACCUAUUGUAAUAAGGCUGCAAAGUAUUUGACUGUUCUUCAUAUUAGCUCAUGUCACUGUCUUUCUGGUGAAACAUUCUCCUGAGGUUUGACUAUUGACCAUUUAGUGCUAGCAGACUCUCAAGGUCAUGCAGAGAAUAUGAAGGCUCUCCUGUUACUUAAUAACUCAAGAGAUAUCAGAAGAAAAGAAAGCGUAUCUGUUUUCAGUGCACUUGUUCAAACACACAUUUCUGUGCCAAUUUAU